UCUGCCUCAGAGUCCUUAUAAAUACAGCUUGACUCAGCCACUUUAUGACUUACGCCCUUGAGACAUGAAGUGGAUACUGUUCUUUGGGACCCUUAUUGGGUCCAGCAUCUGUGGCCAAGAAAAGUUUUUUGGGGACCAAGUUUUCAGGAUUAACAGCAGAAAUGAAGAUGAGAUCAGCAAACUAAGUCAGCUAGUGAAUUCAGACAACUUUAAGCUCAACGUCUGGAAAUCUCCCUCUACCUUUGGUCGUCCUGUGGAUGUCCUGGUCCCUUCUGUCAGUCUGCAGCCAGUCAAAUCCUUCCUAAAAUCCCAUGGCUUAGAGUACUCGGUGAUUAUUGAAGACCUGCAGGCCCUUUUAGAUAAUGAAGAUGAAGAAAUGCAAUGCAGUGAAGGUCGAGAGCGGAGCAGUAAUAACUUCAACUAUGGGGCCUAUCAUUCCCUGGAAGCUAUUUACCAUGAGAUGGAUAGCAUUGCUGGAGAUUUUCCUGAUUUGGCAAACAGGGUGAAGAUUGGGCGUUCAUUUGAAAACCGGUCCAUGUAUGCACUGAAGUUCAGCACUGGAAAAGGCAGGCAGCGGCCGGCCAUUUGGCUGAAUGCAGGCAUCCAUUCCCGGGAGUGGAUCUCACAGGCUACAGCGAUCUGGACCGCAAGGAAGAUUGUAUCUGAUUAUGGGAAGGAUCCAGCCAUCACCUCCAUCUUGGAGAAAAUGGAUAUUUUCUUGUUGCCUGUGGCCAAUCCUGAUGGAUACGUGUACACACAAACUCAAAACCGAUUGUGGAGGAAGACACGGUCUGUAAAUCCUGGAAGCCCCUGCAUUGGUACUGAUCCAAAUAGGAAUUGGAAUAUUAGUUUUGCAGCCUCCAGGUUAAUGCUUCUGCUUGGGCCACCCCGCACAGGAGAGGGAGCCAGUGACAACCCUUGCUCUGAAGUAUACCAUGGAGCCCAUGCCAAUUCAGAAGUGGAGGUGAAAUCGGUGGUAGAUUUCAUUCAGGAACAUGGGAAUUUCAAAUGCUUCAUCGACCUGCACAGCUACUCACAGCUGCUGAUGUACCCAUAUGGGUACAUGGUCAGAAAGGCCCCAGAUGCUGAGGAGCUGGAUGAGGUGGCAAGGCACGCAGCCAAAGCUCUGGCUUCCCUGUCGGGCACUGAGUACCGCGUGGGUCCUACCUGCACCACAGUCUAUCCAGCUAGUGGGAGCAGCGUUGACUGGGCAUAUGAUAAUGGCAUCAAGUAUGCGUUCACUUUUGAGUUGAGAGAUACUGGGCACUAUGGCUUCCUCCUGCCAGCCAACCAGAUCAUCCCCACUGCAGAGGAGACCUGGCUGGGGCUGAAGACCAUCAUGGAGCAUGUGCAGGACAACCUCUCCUAGAAGAGAGCCCCGCUCUGUCUACAUUUAUUUAUCCCCAUGUUCACACACACACUGAGGCCACUAUUAAAGGGAGCUUAUUCCUUCACAUGUGAGUCAGAGCCCUCUGGCUUUGUAGAGAACACAGGCCAGCCCCUCUGCAGCCCCCUUCCUUGAAGUCUGUGCAUUCUGGUGGUGUGCUGAGAGAAGCACUUCCACCACUCUGCUGUAUUUUGGUCCUGCUGUUUCACUGAGCCCUUUGUGUGCCUUUCCUUCCGCAUAGCUGGCUGGGCAGGAUCAACCCUUACUGGGUGGCCUGUCCGUACCUCAUUUUCAGAACCAAAGCACAUGUGAAAUGGUUCUCUAGCCUCAUUCAGUCUAGCCAUGUCCAUGACCUUGCUCUGGUGGGGGCCCCAAGGGAAGUGCUGUGGGAGAUAAUGCUUGUUUUUUAGAUUGGUCUCAAAGAUGAUGCAGAAAUUCCUUUAUCUCACUCUUUCUUGAACAUAUUUUUCUUUGGAAAAUAAAUGCCAUAGGGUCAUCAGUAUAGGUCAUCCUCCUUUUUUGUUUUUGUCUAUGUAUUCUUCGUCUGAAUACAAAGUAGAGGAUCACUUCUCAUCACUGGGCCCAAAAUUCCCAGAUACUACAGUUCAGAUCACAUUCUUCCCUUUAUUAUUCAGAGUAACUGGAAUCCCAGAAGGGAAUCCAUGUCAUUAUAAGUACUGCUCAGUCAGAAACCCUGGAUGAAGUGGUGAUUUAAUAGCAGGAUUGCUAAAUUAUCCUCAUCUGUCCUAAUGGGCUCAACUCUACUUUGCCUUUUGAACUUACUUCAAAGAUCUCUCUCUCACCCUAUUGGUCCUAAAUCACUCCUCUGGCCUGGGUAAUCUCACUGCCCUAGCACAUUCCUAUUUGUUCUCUGGUGUAUCUUGUGGCUCCUUCUCCUGGUUUUUGUUUUUUGUUUUUGGUCUUUAAGGUUGCCUUUUUCUAUUUUGCAUCCUGGACUGUGAGUACCAAGGUGGAGCUAGGAUUCAUCAGUUGGGCUCCUCUUGUUACAUUCCUCCUUUGCAUGUACCAUCUGCCUUUUUUCUUUAUUCUUUUUUUUUUUUUUAAUUUGCUUUUUUCAAACAUGUCUGUAAAUCUUAUGCUUCUGCCUAGGAUUUGUGCAGCAUCUGGUGUGUGCUCAUAAGCCAAUAAAUAUUCAGUAUGAGUCUCCUGAUCAUCUUCUAUUCUUU
Hippopotamus amphibius kiboko is the source of this 2574-nucleotide messenger RNA. RefSeq names its product carboxypeptidase A4 (gene CPA4). Gene Ontology annotation, molecular function: zinc ion binding; metallocarboxypeptidase activity. The record is from RefSeq and is a predicted model, not a curated record. NCBI's taxonomy places the organism in Eukaryota, Metazoa, Chordata, Mammalia, Artiodactyla, Hippopotamidae. The transcript is spliced from 11 exons. Gene Ontology annotation, biological process: proteolysis. Bases 65 to 1369 code for a protein of 434 amino acids.